AUGUCUAACGAAAUAUCAGUUGAAUCAUCGGCAUCAGGAGUAGAGGACACCGAUCACCGAACCAUCGACUGGAGCACCGACGAUUUUGAAAAAUAUCUGAAGGAGAAGAAUGUCAUAGUCGAGUUCUAUGCAACGCUCUGCGAGAGCUGCAAUAGUUUAUAUAGCAUAUUGUGGAAGCUGAUGGGGAUACAGAAUACGGCCAGCACGAGCCUGUCCAUUGGCGCCAUAAACUGCUCCAAAUAUGAGUCAUUUUGCAUCAGUAACAAUGUCACAAUGUAUCCGACUCUCCUGUACUUUGAAAAGGACGACGGAGUCGCAAAGAAAUCGUACAAUCUGAGUAGCUUUAUGUCCGAAAAAACCACCGAAAAAGCAGUCGUGAUAAAGGAAGAUGCCCCCCAGAAUUGUGCUCCUGGGCAAGUCUUCACAUUGACCGACAAGAAUUUCGAUUCAAGCACCAAAAGUAUGAAAUCCUUUGUGAAGUUCUUUCAACCCAGCUGCCCAUUCUGUAUCGCCCUGAAACAGGUGUGGAUUGAUCUGGCCAGCGAGCUGGGAAAUGUGACGGCUGUCUGCAUUGCGGAGCUCGAUUGUACGGAUUUCAAAGCCAUAUGCAAGAGGUAUCACAUUACCGCCGUACCAAAGUUGGUAUGGAUUGACAGUAACGCCUUUCGUGUCUAUAACGGCGGUGGAAAGGGCGACCAGUAA
Molecule: messenger RNA, 702 nt
Organism: Drosophila miranda
Lineage: Eukaryota; Metazoa; Arthropoda; Insecta; Diptera; Drosophilidae
Product: thioredoxin domain-containing protein 5 homolog
Exons: 3
Coding region: 1-702 (233 amino acids)
Biological process (GO): protein folding
Cellular component (GO): endoplasmic reticulum
Molecular function (GO): protein disulfide isomerase activity
Source: RefSeq, a predicted model, not a curated record